UUACAUGGCGGAGCAUCCGCGGCAGUUGGGUCCAAAAGUGUGCUCUCACUCGGCUGCUUUAAUAAGCUUUAAGCCCCAGCACGCCGAUUCUACGGGUUCUAUUUUUUAAUCGCGAAACGCGAGUGUCCGUUUUAGGAGGUUUUUUUUAAAGCGGCGAACUUGGCUGACGAGCCUCCAUCAGGAAGCACCGUGGAAACGGACCGUUGAAAGACGUUGCACAUCAAAGUUUUGUUUAGCUAGCAGGCCUUGUUUGUUCGCUUUAGCGGCGUUUGUUUGCGAACAGGGAGGAAAAAGGGGGAGCCGACGCCGAAGACGGGCGAUCCGUCAUUAAAACCAUUCAAAUCCUAAUGUAAUGUAGUUUGAGCCGGGGCAGCUAACUUCCAGCUCCGAUCCGUGCCGCAACUUGUUGCACAACUUCUGAAACGUUAGCCAGAGAAGCGUCGCGACGCCAGGUCCUCGGUUCUUGUACGUGCGUUGAUCUGGAGGAUCCGCGCACUUUUCGUGUCGAGUUCGGAGCUUGUUUUUAGGAGUUGGAUACGUUUCUGAGAACUCCGUUCGAGAGUCAGGUAGUCUGUCCCCGGAUGCACCGCGCCUGCUGCCGCUCCCUGCCCCGGUUCGCCUCAGCGACGCGAGCUGGGUCAGAACCUGUGAAGCUGGCAGGAUGUUAUCUCGGUUAAGUGAGCUGAUAUGGGCCGACUGGAUCUGGUUCCCAGACGGACACGGCUGGGACGACCUAAAGGAUCACGACGGCAAAACCUUCCCUAAAACACGGGACCUCUGGGCGGUACUCCCCGUCGCUCUCUGCUUCCUCGUCAUAAGGCGGAUAUUUGAGCAGACAAUAGCUCUUCCUUUGGCCGCUCUGCUGGGAGUGAGAGACAAGCAUCGUGUUUGUGCUUCUCCGAAUCCCCUCCUGGAGUCCCACUUCUGCAGCGCAUCGAUACAUCCCACACAGAGCUCCAUAGAGAGUUUAAGCAAACAGACGGGCUGUUCAGUGCGACAGGUCCAGAGGUGGUUCAGGCGGCGGAGGAAUCAAGAGCGACCCAGCAAGCUGAAAAAGUUUCAGGAAGCGAGUUGGAGGUUUACGUUUUACCUUCUUGCUUUCUUUGCUGGCCUGGCAGUCCUCAUUGAUAAACCAUGGUUCCAUGACGUAACGAUGGUGUGGGAAAACUUCCCCAAAAUGCCGCUCUUGCCUUGCCAGUACUGGUACUACAUGAUUGAACUCGGCUUCUACGUCUCCCUUAUAUUCAGCGUAGCAUCAGAUGUCAAACGGAAGGAUUUCAAAGAACAAAUAGUUCACCAUGUAGCCACCAUCCUCCUCAUCAGCUUCUCCUGGCUGGUCAACUACAUCCGAGCUGGGACUUUGAUCAUGUUGGUGCACGACGCCUCGGACUAUCUUAUGGAGUCGGCCAAAAUGUUUAACUAUGCAGGCUGGAAGAAAACCUGCAACUUCAUCUUCACCGCGUUCGCUGCAGUUUUCAUCAUUACCCGCCUCAUCAUCUUCCCCUUCUGGAUCAUAUAUGCGACAGGCGUGUACCCGUUGACCAUCUACUCCACCUUCUUCGGCUUCUACUUCUUCAACGGGCUGCUGGUGGUGCUGCUGGUCCUGCACAUCUUCUGGACGGUGCUCAUAGUUCGAAUGGUCAUCAAAUUCCUGCCAGGAAACGACAUCGUGGAGGACGAGCGGAGCGAUAAAGAGGAGACGGACUCGGACGACGAAGACGACGGCGAGCUAAGAAAGAAGCCAAAGAACGGCCACAUGCAGAACGGUCACUCCAUCCUCAACAACAACCACAGGAAGAUGGACUGAUGGAGAGGCGCCGGGUGUUACGGGUGACAACGGGGCCCUCUUGUGGAGGCCGGAGAACAUGCAGCAGGCGUCGCACUUAGAUUUACGCUCUCAUUUAUACUCUGCAUUUUUAGAAAGGCAGUGAGCUCAGAGUGGAUCGUUUGGCCUCUCUCUGGAUUACACACUAAAUUAAGAAGGAAAGGUGAGCCAUGAUUGGCCUCUAAGCAGCAGAACAGCUUUCCUUUCAUACAGUUUUGCUCUUUGCCAACCUGCCUCCUUGCAGCUUUGUUAUCUUACAAACUUGGCGAUUGCAAUAAUUCCUCUCGUCCUCACCGUUGGUUAACACUUUUCAAAGCGUUCAUGCAAAACUUUGCCUAUUUUUGCUCUUAAUAAACACAUUGAUGGCAGAGAUGUCCUGAUGAGCAGUACUGUAACUGUGGCGGUGAUUAGUUGUUGUUUUUUUUUCUCCUAUGGACCAUAAAUCACCUCAAGUCCAAACUUUUAUUCCUUCAAAAUGUUUUUCUGCUGCAGUUUUUGGCCACCCUGGUUCUUUUCGAUGAAAUGCUGCACCUCCAACGAGGUUUAAAACUAAACAUUUGCUGAUUAAUAAUAUUUUAAUAGUGUGAGUGAAGGUGCUGAGCCUGCCCUGCGAACUGAAACGUGCCUUUGCAGAAAUAUGUCUUUAAAUAUUUGCUUUUCUGAGAGGCAGAAUGCACAGAGAUUGUUUUAAAUGUUGGUUUUGUUUGAAAUCUUUAAGUCUUAUCAUUUUUCUGAUGGUUUAUUUGUUUUAGUCCCGUCAAAUGUUUAAAUUUGGGAGCAAUGUGUUUGAGCAAGCCGAUCAGUAACUUGAUUGUUUUCUGGCCGAAGUAAUCUAAAACAUAUCCAUUAAGUGUUGGAUUUUGUUUUUGUUUUUGUUUUUUUUUAUGUCAGGAUCAUCUUGAGAUGCACUUUAUGGUUCUUUAGAAGAUCAGUAUUGACUGAAAAGCUAGUAAAUCAUUUUAGUUGCAGUGUUUAAUUCAAACAGAUUUCAAGUUUUUCAUUUCGGGAGGUCAUAAGAAUAGUUUAAGUUUAGUUUGAUAUUUAUUCUCAUGAAUAUUCAUUUAUUUUGAAAGUACUAUGGAACAAAGAAAGCCGUUGGUGGGUAAAGAGCUAUUAAAAAAAAAAAAUGUAAUGCCAAAUUGUUUACAUUUUCCAAGACAUUAUUUGCGAGUGCCUUCAUCAUUUCAAACUGUUAAAUUGUAAGAAAAGCAAAAUCUUUUUCUUGUAUGCCUUCUUGACCAAUCUCACGCAGCUCUCUGUUAAGAACUUUGCUUCUGCUGAAGUGUUUUUAUCCUUCCUGAGUUGUACAUUUAUAACAUGGAUGAUAAAGAUUCGUGUGGAUAACAUCA
Messenger RNA from Fundulus heteroclitus (mummichog), 3174 nucleotides. It is a transcript of the gene cers2a, whose product is annotated as ceramide synthase 2a. The transcript has 11 exons. Lineage: Eukaryota; Metazoa; Chordata; Actinopteri; Cyprinodontiformes; Fundulidae. Gene Ontology annotation, cellular component: membrane. The record is from RefSeq and is a predicted model, not a curated record. Gene Ontology annotation, biological process: ceramide biosynthetic process. Bases 662 to 1807 code for a protein of 381 amino acids. Gene Ontology annotation, molecular function: DNA binding; sphingosine N-acyltransferase activity.